Messenger RNA from Nymphaea colorata (pocket water lily), 1478 nucleotides. RefSeq names its product protein WALLS ARE THIN 1-like. Gene Ontology annotation, molecular function: transmembrane transporter activity. The transcript is spliced from 6 exons. Gene Ontology annotation, cellular component: plasma membrane. NCBI's taxonomy places the organism in Eukaryota, Viridiplantae, Streptophyta, Magnoliopsida, Nymphaeales, Nymphaeaceae. Bases 49 to 1230 code for a protein of 393 amino acids. The record is from RefSeq and is a predicted model, not a curated record.
CAUCUUCAUUACAGUCAUCUCUCUUUCUCUCUCAUUCUAUCUCUAGCAAUGGCUGAUAACGAGCCCACAGAGAGGAGAGAAUGCCUGAUACCAGAGCGUGCCAAGCUGCACUUGGCCAUGCUGGCCUUGCAGUUUGGCUACGCAGGCUUCCAUGUUGUCUCCAGGGCUGCCCUCAACAUGGGGGUCAGCAAAGUCGUCUUCCCUGUAUACAGAAACAUCAUAGCUCUAAUCCUACUUGUUCCCUUCGCUUAUUUUCUAGAAAAGAAGGAGAGACCAAAGAUCACACCCUCAUUCUUGAUCCAGUUCUUCCUCCUAGCUCUCUGCGGGAUAACUGCCAACCAAGGUUUCUACCUGUUGGGACUGGAACAUACGUCCCCAACGUUUGCAUCAGCCAUUCAAAACUCAGUCCCAGCUAUAACAUUCCUCAUGGCAGCACUACUAAGGUUGGAAAAGGUUCAUCUGAACAGGAAAGAUGGGAUAGCUAAGGUGGCAGGAACUCUUCUCUGCGUUGGUGGUGCAUCAAUUAUAACGCUUUACAAAGGACCAACCAUUAUAAGGCCAUACCUGACCAACUCAGGCAACGAGUUCCUGUUGCAGCUAGGAAGCACCGGCGGCAAAAACUGGACGCUUGGUUGCCUCUUUCUUAUUGGGCACUGUCUUUCUUGGUCCGGCUGGUUGGUGCUGCAGGCACCCGUCCUAAAGAGAUACCCUGCAAGGCUCUCUGUUACCUCCUAUACCUGUUUCUUUGGUGUUAUUCAGUUUCUCAUCAUUGCAGCCUUCAUAGAGAGAGACUCUCAAGCUUGGAUUAUACGCUCCGGCGGAGAACUGUUCACCAUCUUAUAUGCGGGCUUGGUGGCUUCUGGGAUCGCCUUCGCUGUUCAGAUUUGGUGCAUAGACAGGGGUGGGCCCGUCUUCGUCGCAGUUUAUCAACCAGUACAGACCCUAGUUGUCGCCAUCAUGGCGUCCGUCGCCCUGGGUGAACAAUUUUAUUUGGGAGGAAUAAUUGGAGCGGUGCUGAUAAUAAGUGGACUGUACCUUGUUCUGUGGGGUAAGAACGAGGAAAGAAGAAGGGCGAUGGAAGUCUUGAUAGUGGGCACUGACAGAAACGAGGGACAAGGCGCUCGCAGAAGGCUGGAUUUAGAUGCUGAAGGGCCCAAACAAUCUUCCUCGUGCAGCUCUGCUCUCACCCAGCCGCUCCUACCACCUUCUUCCUUCACCGACAAUGUUUAGGCCCUUCCUCAUGGCGUAUAUAUAUAUAUCUAUAUAUAUAUUGAUAUAUAAGCAUCUGGAUGAUGCAUGAUCGAGCAAUGAAAGAUUCUAAAGAGAAGCCUGUAUAGGUCAUAGCAGUUGGUAGCUAGGGGUUGCACUAAUUUUGCUUUCUCUUUCGCGUACAGAAAAUGGGUCUUUUAUUUCUUCUGGCGUGCGUUUCGAUCCCGUUUGUGUAUUUAUUUCGAAAUGAUAUUUCAUGGAAGAUGCCU